AUGAGAAAUAUUACAUUCGUUGGGCAAGUGAACGAGCAGGAGCAACAGUACUUCGAGGAGUUCUUCGAAGAAAUUUUCGUAGAAUUGGAGGAGAAAUUUGGACCGAUUGAUGAGAUGAAUGUUUGUGAUAAUAUUGGCGAACACAUGAUUGGCAACGUCUACGUGAAAUUUGAGAACGAAGAAGACGCUGACAAAUGUGUGAAAGGCCUCGAUAAUCGAUGGUUCAACGGUUCGCCAGUAUAUGCCGAACUUUCACCGGUAACAGAUUUUCGCGAAGCCUGCUGUCGACAGUACGAAUUGGGAGGCUGUAACAAGGGGGCGUUUUGUAAUUUCAUGCACUUGAAACAAAUUUCGCGUGAAUUACGCCGGAAACUGUACGGCUUUCGAGCAGAAUACCGCGGCGGGGGUUAUUAUGGUGGCGGAAAUUGGCAUGAAGGUUACUUUUUUUUUAAGAUUUUUUCUCCAUUAUGGCUAUCAGCCAGUAGUCUGUGUAGAGCAUAG
Messenger RNA from Gongylonema pulchrum, 501 nucleotides. The record is from the annotation of a GenBank genome assembly. Lineage: Eukaryota; Metazoa; Nematoda; Chromadorea; Rhabditida; Gongylonematidae.